Molecule: messenger RNA, 1724 nt
Organism: Gilbertella persicaria
Lineage: Eukaryota; Fungi; Mucoromycota; Mucoromycetes; Mucorales; Choanephoraceae
Exons: 8
Coding region: 71-1696 (541 amino acids)
Molecular function (GO): protein binding
Source: RefSeq, a predicted model, not a curated record
UCUCUCUCUCUCUCUCUCUCUCUCUCUCUCUCUUCCCUCUCUUUUUUUAUUUUAUUUUUAAAUAAACAGCAUGAGAGGUACCACCAUCACAUUGUUUGUUGCCUCAUUGAGUUGCAUUAAAGCAAUCUCUAUCCCUCAACGAUCUGAAGCGCAAUGCGCUCUUAUUCAAAACAGCAUCUAUUGCUAUGGUGGUUUACUUGGUAAUGGUUCCGUUAUAGAUACUACACUGUAUAGCAUGCCAUUAGUUGAUCUACCCAAUAAUAAAUCAAUGAUCAACCUUGCCAAGACUUGGAACAUUGUCAAUGCCACUAACGUUGAUUUUAUUUUGGAGCCUAGAAGACGUACACAUUCAGUCUCCUAUAAUAAUUCUACUUUAUUGAUCACGGGAGGCUACACUUAUAACAACACAGCACUUGUCAAUCAGACCGUUGCUUAUCACGCAGACACAAAUACUUGGGAAAACCUUGGUUAUUAUACAGACUCACAAGGACGAGUAAAACAAAUAUACAACUCAGCCAUUGUAAGCUUGUUUUCUGCUGGUAAAACGUCGGUCCUCCUUUACGGUGGUAACACAGAACACCCCACAUACAAUGAUUCAGCAAUCAUUCUGACAGACAGUACAAAGCAAACUGUCAUGCAUCAAGGCUAUACAUCUGCUACCUUGUACGACUACAUGACAAAACAAUGGACUCAGCAAACUUCGCAAACAAACGUACCAUCUGGUAUCUCCUAUUCAGCUCAAACAGCGACUCUUGACCCCAAGACGGGUCUGGUUUAUUAUUUAGGUGGAUUCUAUUCACAGAGUAGUGAUGGUUACAGUGCUGAAAACAAGAUGGAUUAUAAAAGUGCCAAUGUCUUCAAUACAAACUCUGGUGCUUGGUCAAAUGUAAAAUUAAGUGGUACAUCUCCAAGUCCUCGUAUGUUUCCAACAGCUACUUUGUUGCCUAAUUCAAAUGAUAUCUUGUUAUUUGGAGGCACUUUAACUGGCAGUACAGGAGCUUUCACUGAUUUCUGCUACACUUUGAACUUGGAUACGCUUACAUGGACAUUGCACAACAUCAACACGGCUGGUCUUUCCUCUUCGCCUCCAAGAUUUGCUCAUUCGGCUGUCUUGGUCAACACGAGUCUGUUUAUCAUGUUUGGUUUGGCUGUGUAUAGCAAUCCUUUGAAUGACGUUCUUGUUCUCAGUGUGAAUGAUGUAAACAACUUGUAUUUCCCUGAUACCUAUCCUUAUAUUGAACAAAACUUUACAAAACCCAUGACAAAUGAUACGACUGUUACUAAAAUAGCAUCAGCAUCCCUUAGUACAGGUGCUACUGCUGGUAUCGCAGUUGCUGCUAGUGUUGCUGGACUUGGUCUUUGUGCUGCAGCCAUAUUCUUUUGCAUUUUUAAAAAGAAACGAGACAAAAAGAAGAUGGAAGAAAUGUCUGUUGAUUGGGAUCAAGUUGAAGGCUUCUAUACUGCUCAACCCGAAACUGAAAAAUACUUUCCUGUUGAAGAGCCUCGAUACGCAACACCAAAUGCCUAUGAAGAUCAUCAUGAUAAUGAUACUAAGGAAAGCACCACCGUUGUUUCAACACCUCCUAUGGAACAUGCCUCGUCCACUACAGUGUUGAUGAAACCUUCUGUGAUUGAGGGAAGUGAUCAUCGAUAUGUAAAUCAGCCUAUCAUAUUAAAGCCUGAUUAUGCAGAAUAAAAUAUAAUCUGAUUUUCCAUUGUUUCUG